CGCUACCUACUGUCUUGGCUGGAAUUUUACAGCACUGCUACGGGCUAUCGUUAUCGAAGAAAGAACUACGGAAAAAUAAAUAAUAAAGCAAUGGGGCCAGAAUUACCGUCUGAUCCUGGUCAUGAGAUAUUUCCAACGCCAGCAGUGGACCAUCCGCGCGUUGGUAUCGAGAGCGAAGAUAGCGAUGACUCGGAUGCCUACGAUGGAUACCAAAUGCUUGCCAUGGACGAUGGUGAUGUGAACGACAGUGAACCGAGAACAGAGCCACAGCCACCACAAUUGGAGGCGGAGGCCAUCACAGUACCUGUAGAUGAUGACGAUGACAUUGAUCUGACAACAGCAGCAGUUACCCACGGCGAUCCCAAUAUGCCUCCCAUUGAGAGUGCCGACAUUGAAAUCGAACGGCAAGUGUGGAAUGAGCCCCGACCCCAAGAACUUCAAAUGGAGCUGGAUAAGACGCAAACCGAACAGAUACUGAAAGCCAUGUCCACGAUUUCGCUACCCAACAUUACUGUGCCUGACUGGGCCAAGGGAGUGCCCGAGGAGCGAUGGAAGCUGGAGCUGUUGGAGCGCAUAAACAGCCGACAGCAGCCCGCUGCUAAUUCGAAGCCAGCAGGCACAGAAGAGGCGCCUCAGCAUUCCAAAACGUCAGCCGACUAAAGUGUUUAAUAUUUAUUUAGAAAAAUCAUUCUCCAAUAUAUAAUUUAGAAAUUA
Messenger RNA from Drosophila persimilis, 714 nucleotides. RefSeq lists its product as uncharacterized. The record is from RefSeq and is a predicted model, not a curated record. Bases 91 to 660 code for a protein of 189 amino acids. The transcript is spliced from 2 exons. NCBI's taxonomy places the organism in Eukaryota, Metazoa, Arthropoda, Insecta, Diptera, Drosophilidae. Gene Ontology annotation, biological process: spermatogenesis.